CUUGGACAGGCAUGCGCAAGCGCAGUGUGUUCGAGGUCGUCGAGCAUGCACUGUACCUCCAGAGCGUUGAGCAGCGCGUGACCAACGGCGAGGACCCAGCAACGAUCGACUCGUUCCGGAAGCACAAGUGGAAGCUGCAGCGCAGCCGCGACGCAAGGCCGGCCACGCCAGAGCCCGCCGAGCCCGUCCCCGACGUGGUCACGACCCCACGUCCCAGCGAUACCAAUUCGGCGGCCAUCGACAAGAACACAGUUGAGGUCGCGCCGCCAGAGACAUCGUCGUUGGCCAACCACAUUGACGCCAAGCGGCUCGCGUACCAGCAGUACCUCCUCGAGCUCAUUUCGCCGGCGCUUGGCAACACGCCGCGCGUCCGCUUGGAGCCGGUUGUCGCCCAUGGCACCGACGCCUUCGACAUGGCGAUGCCGUGCGCACGCGACGGCGCAACGCUAACAGCGUGCAACGAUCUGCUCGUGCUCUUUGGCGGCGCGUACCUCAGCGACCCGGGGCACGCGCACCCGCGGGCGAUCGUGCCGCGGCCUAUGGCCGCCAAUGGCACCAUGCACUUUUCCAACCACGUGUUUGUCUUUGAUCCUGAGUCGCACACGUGGGAGAUGCCCCGGUGCACAGGUCGGUUCCCGCGCGGGCGGGCCGACCACAGCGCCAUGUUCCUGCCGCCGCAGUUGCUCGUCGUCUUUGGUGGCCGCGGCAAGCACGGCAUCGUCUUCCACGACGUGCACAUCUUGGACGUCGAGCUCUGGAGCUGGACCCAGAGCGCACCGGUCGAAUCGCCGCUCCCAGGGCGGUUCUGGCACGCUGCUGCCAUGGACCGCAGCUCGUCGCGAGUGUUCGUCUUUGGCGGGAAGGAUCUGCAGACGGUGUACGGGGACUUCAUGGAGCUCUCGAUUGAGAGAGAUAGUCCCGGGAAGCGUCAUCGGUGGUCUGAGCCGCUGAUGAUGGGUACGCCGCCCUCACCACGGUUUGGUGCGACGCUGUUGCCGCUCGGGGCCGGGCACUUGGCGGUCGUUGGCGGCUGGGAAGCCCGGAGCGUGCCGCACCAGCGGGCGCGCGCCAACCACCGUCUGGAGCUAUAUGUGCUCGACCUGUACACACACAUUUGGUCACGCCCGCACUUGGCCCAGCACGUCGUCACAUGGUCGGUGCCCUGCGAGCGGUUCUUGUGCCAAGCGUUUGUGAUGUCGAAAACGCUGGUCGUCUUUGGCGGCUACUCGUACGAGCCGUCGGCGCCGAGCUUCGAGAAGGCGUGGUUUGAGCGCGAAGCGCCGAUCGCCGCCGACACGUGCCAUCCGCAGCGGUACGUGCAUGGGAUGACGCUCGUACCGGUGCACGACCCGUACGUAUACAAGCUCGACUUGAAUAUCAUGAUCUGGCGCCGACAGCCCAUGACGACUGCGUCGUCUGGCAUGCAGGGACUACCGACGGCCGUUCAUGGCGGGUCGUACCCUAUGCUAGGAACGUCGGGCUACGUGCAUGCGAUUCUGGCCGACGACCCGACGCACACGGCGUUGCUGCGACUGACGCUUACCAAGCCAAACCCAACCAUUAUCGACGACCACGAGCAUCGGGACGGGGACGAUAUGACUCUUGAGGUGUCGACCAUAUCCACUCUACCAGUCGUGUAGCCAUGAUCUUGGUUCGUGCAAACUGAAAUGGACGGAAAGACGCUUCUUUGCGUGUUCUUGAUUCAAGUUUUGGAUCUUUUUGUC
Messenger RNA from Saprolegnia diclina VS20, 1724 nucleotides. RefSeq lists its product as hypothetical. The record is from RefSeq and is a predicted model, not a curated record. Lineage: Eukaryota; Oomycota; Saprolegniomycetes; Saprolegniales; Saprolegniaceae. The transcript has a single exon. Gene Ontology annotation, molecular function: protein binding. The coding region runs from base 12 to 1640 and encodes 542 amino acids.